Messenger RNA from Columba livia (rock pigeon), 6380 nucleotides. It is a transcript of the gene ANO5, whose product is annotated as anoctamin 5. Bases 73 to 2907 code for a protein of 944 amino acids. Gene Ontology annotation, molecular function: protein dimerization activity; chloride channel activity. NCBI's taxonomy places the organism in Eukaryota, Metazoa, Chordata, Aves, Columbiformes, Columbidae. The record is from RefSeq and is a predicted model, not a curated record. Gene Ontology annotation, cellular component: plasma membrane. The transcript has 23 exons. Gene Ontology annotation, biological process: chloride transmembrane transport.
CCUUCUUAUCCCAUCCGCUCCCGGGAGGGCUCCCCCGCCGCCGGCGAGGACGGAGAAAAAAGGGCGGCCACCAUGAAUCGCUCGGGGAAGAAAGACAACGAGACCCUUAUCGAGAUGGCGAUGUCUACGGAUGAUGACAUUGUGGUUCUCACCAAGUUCAAGCCAUCGUGGUCAGAAGGGGAAGAAUGCAAUGGACCCUUAUGUGAAACUGUUUCAUCUGCAGACUCAGAAAUCCCCAGCAGCUCCGAGGGCCUAAACAGCACUGAGACUACUUUACUCAUCCCCGAACAUCAAGUGCAGAGUGGAAGGAGAUAUAAUCUGUUCCUGAAGCGACGUCUCAGGAUUGAUAAAAGACAUCAAAGCAAAGAUUCUAUUUUCUUCAGGGAUGGUGUCAGGAGAAUUGAUUUUGUUCUCUCCUAUGUGGAUGAUCUCAAUAAGGAAUGGGAAAAAAAGUUGGAAAGAAGAAAAGAAUUUGAGAGCAAUCUGCAAAAGGCUGGCUUGGAACUAGAAACAGAAGACAAGAAGGAAUCAGAAAAUGGCAAGAUCUAUUUUGUGAAGAUCCACGCCCCGUGGGAGGUUCUGAUCACGUAUGCAGAAGUGCUGAACAUCAAAGUUCCCAUCAAGGAAAACGACAUUCCCUCCACGGUGGAGAACCCCCUGGACUGUAUGUUGGCGCCUCUCAGGCUGCCGGAGAAGGUGAUGCACCCUGAGCCCGAUUAUUUCACAGCUCCGUUCAGCAAGGACAAGCAGGAGCUGUAUCUCAUCGAUGACGAGAGCACCUUCUUCUCACCGUCCAUGAGAAACAGAAUAGUUAAUUAUAUUCUUACACGUUGCCCGUAUGGAACAGAAGAAGGGAAGAAAAAAUUCGGGAUUAAGAGACUGCUAAAUAAUGGCACCUACUCAGCUGCGUAUCCUCUUCAUGAUUGCCAGUACUGGAAAAAGGCAAAUGAUCCAAACUGUGACAACGAGAGGUACACACUGUACAUGGAGUGGGCCCGUUUCUUGCGCUUCUACAAGGAACAGCCUUUGGACCUCAUCAGGAAGUACUAUGGGGAGAAGAUUGGAAUCUAUUUUGCCUGGCUGGGAUUUUACACCGAGAUGUUAUUCCUUGCAGCAGUUGUUGGCUUAAUCUGUUUUCUUUACGGCUUGUUUACAAUGGAUGAAAAUAUGAGCAGCAAAGAAAUCUGUGACCCUGCAAUUGGAGGAGAGAUCAUCAUGUGCCCUCUUUGUGACCGAGACUGCGAGUACUGGAGGCUGAACACCACCUGUCAGUCCUCAGAGUAUUCCCAUUUGUUUGACAACGUGGCAACACUCUUUUUUGCCAUUUUCAUGGGGAUAUGGGUUACGCUUUUCUUGGAGUUCUGGAAGAGACGGCAAGCUAGGCUGAAAUACGAGUGGGAUUUGGUUGAUUUUGAAGAGGAACAGCAACAGCUCCAGCUGAGGCCAGAGUACGAGGCAAAAUGUACCCAAAAGAAGAAGAAUCCUGUGACUCAGGAGAUGGAGCCUUAUUUGCCUGUAACCAGCCAGGCUGUGCGGUUCUGCAUCUCGGGAACUACAGUCUUGUUCUGGGUGUCUCUGAUUAUUGCCAGCAUGAUCGCCGUGAUCGUGUACCGCCUGGCGGUGUACGCGGCCUUUGCCAGCCUGAUGGAGAACACGGAGACGUUACAGCCCGUCAGGGGGCUGCUGACCCCCCAGCUGGCGACUUCGGUCACGGCCUCGUGCCUCAACUUUGUCAUCAUCAUGAUACUGAAUUUUCUCUAUGAGAGAAUAGCCAUCUGGAUCACCGACAUGGAGAUUCCCAGAACUCAUAUGGAGUAUGAGAACAGGCUCACUAUGAAAAUGUUCCUGUUCCAGUUUGUCAACUACUAUUCAUCCUGCUUCUAUGUGGCCUUCUUCAAAGGGAAGUUUGCUGGUUACCCAGGUGCCUACACAUACAUGUUUAAUCGCUGGCGAAAUGAAGAGUGCGAUCCUGCGGGCUGUUUGAUAGAACUGACGACACAACUCACCAUCGUCAUGGCUGGCAAACAGAUCUGGGGAAAUAUCCAAGAGGCCAUAGUCCCCUGGAUUUGUAACUGGUGGGGUCGCCGGAAAGCCAGAAAUAAUCCAGAAAAUUUAUACAGUCGCUGGGAGCAAGACCAUGAUCUGCAGACGUUUGGAGCCUUAGGCCUGUUCUAUGAAUAUCUAGAAAUGGUCAUUCAGUUUGGAUUCAUCACUCUCUUCGUGGCGUCCUUUCCUCUGGCUCCCCUUCUUGCUCUGAUGAAUAACAUCCUGGAGAUUCGAGUGGACUCCUGGAAAUUAACCACUCAGUACAGGAGACCUGUGGCUGCCAAAGCACACAGCAUCGGAGUCUGGCAAGAAAUCCUGAACGGAAUGGCCAUCUUGUCUGUUGUCACUAAUGCUUUUAUCGUUGCAUUCACAUCAGAUAUGAUCCCUCGUUUAGUUUACUACUAUGCUUAUUCUGAAAAUGAAGACUCUCCUAUGUCUGGAUACAUAAACAAUAGUUUGUCAGCGUUUCAAAUCUCAGAUUUUCCUGACAGAAACAAACCUAAAGUGAAUCGAGAAGACUUUGUCAUAUGCAGGUACAGAGACUAUCGAUAUCCUCCAGACCAUGAGAGGAAAUACUUACACACUAUGCAGUUCUGGCACAUUCUUGCUGCAAAACUGGCCUUUAUCAUUAUUAUGGAGCAUGUUGUAUUCAUCGUCAAAUUCUUUGUUGCAUGGAUGAUUCCUGAUGUCCCCGCAGACGUGAAAGCCAAAAUAAAACGUGAAAAAUAUUUAACACAGAAAAUCCUACAUGAGUAUGAACUUGAAAAACUGAAGGAGAGACUGUGUCAAGGUGAUAAACGAGCCACAGAAAAGGAGUUCAUCGCCACAGAAGGGAGAAUGGAGUUAUCCAGAGCAAUGUAGCUGGAAAAACAACUGUUUGGGAUUUAGCUCAUUUUAGGUUUUUUUUAUCUGUGACUUGCUCAGUAUUGCAUCAUCCUGAAAGCUGUAGGACAGUUUCAACCCUUCGCUUUCAGUCCGAAGAUUUGAGACUUUUCUUUAAAAGUCUUACUGAGCAUUCUCAGUUUAGUAAAUCUAUUUAACUGCAGCACUGUUUUCUAUUUACCCAUCACUUUGAAUCAUAAGUGUAAUCUUGUAAUCCUCCAAUUGGGAUUCCCAGUACAGGGAACAUGACCCUCAAAGGGCCAUGACAAGGUCAUUACCACCCAACCCUCCCCCUGUUCCUAAAUGCAAAGUUCCAGGCUGUAUCCCAGCGGGAUGAAAAGGAUCCCAGAGAGGACUCCUGCUGGGGAGAAUGCUGAGAAUUAUUAGUUUUGUGACAUGAGCAUUUAAAUAGGAGAACACUCCUGAUACAAGGGUUAGGGUUAGGGGCUUUUAUUUGUGUCCACUAUGUCUCAUGAAACCUUUGUUGCAGCUUUGAACUUCUAUAGACUUUUUAGAAGGAAUGUUUUUUUAAAGAUAUAUUGGCUUAAUUCCACUUGGAAUUAUUUAGAGACACAGAAUUGAGUUAAUACAUACUAAUGAAGGAAAAUAAAAAACCCACAUGAUUUAUUUUCAUAAAGAUAUCAUCUGCCAAAGAGUUUGCUCUUUAAAAGCCAAUCUUGUGGAAUCACCUGUUGACAGUGUUUGUUGAAAAGGUGUUGGAGAAGUACAGGUUGAUUUCUCCAUCUCAAAAACCGCCAUUGGAAGAUCACACUCGAUGUGAGUUUAGGCCAAAGCUGCUCUUUGCUUGGCUUCUCAGCGAAUGCCGACAAAGGGCUAAAGCUGCAUGUCUGUACACGACAUGUAUUGGUGCAGCGGGCUGGGAGCACGACCGCCGCGCUAAUUGAUCUGGCUGCUAAUUGAUCUAGCUGGGUAGUUUGUACAUGGAUUUUGCAUUCAAGAGAUUUUAAGCAUGCCAAUUAAUCUAUGUUUACAUUGCUAUCGUCCUUAUAUAUAGGAGCCUUCAUGGGUCUUUUUUUGCUUUGGUUUGUUGUUGUGGGUUUUUCUUUCUGUGUUGUCAUGGGGCUUUUCUACAGUUAUUGAGUUUAUAAGUAUCUAGUAUCUACUUGUGCAAAGUAGCUCCCAGCUGUUAUGAAUGUGCCCUCAUUUUAUAAUUUGAAGCAGUGAGGCAUUUUUCUGAUUUUGCUGUAUAUUUAAAACAUAUCAACACUUCCAUGCUUAGUGCCUUGUUUAUUUGCGUUUGGCAAAAGAUGUGAAAAUGAGCACUAGGGGAAACGCGUGUUUCCCAGGCGUGCUCGCAGGCAUCGUGAUACUGUGACCUGCGCAGGGAGCUGCAGCGUUGGCCGAACCACCCGUGUGUGUUAGUGCUGUGCAGACUGUUCCGAGAGCAGUUCCUACCCAAACUGCUUCAAUAGCACCAGACUGUUGAGCUCUCUCAUGCUGAAGUACACUAGCUAGAGAGAUUAGAAAUAUUUACUAUAUUUGCACUUUGAAAGUUAUACUUCCUUGCAAGUAUACACACAAAAAAAUUAGGUUUGUAUUCCAUAUCAGCCAAAUGAUGUACUGUUUACUAGAUCCACAGCGUAAGGUUUCUGUGUUUUGUUUUAGCAGACCUGUGUCUUGUAAUACUUGGCUGGUAACCUUAAUGUUGUAACAGAGUUUUAAAUCAGUGUCUUGGGCAGAACAGUCAUUGUUAGCAAAAGUUUUAACAUUGAAGUGCCUACCUCGAGCAAACAUCCCAUGGUUUGGCUGCCAGGCAAGGAGUUGAAGCAGAUGUAUAUUUCUCUUUACUGUAAAUUAUUCAGCUUUGUUCGGUGGGUUUGCUUGAUAAAUCGAGCAUAUUGGCAAUUCAUGUUCAUGAUGAACUGACCAUGUUCUUGAAUAUUCAGAUAUAUUUGAAGUAAUGGGUUUGUUGGAAGAAUGCACGUAUAAAUAAAUGAGCUCUGCUGUUUAAUGUAUAAGCCAAAGAAAAGUAUCAGUCACCACUAUUAUGUAUGUGACACCAGAAUUUACACAGCGCAAGCACUUUGCUGCCUCUUGCACAUAUACUGUUAACUAAACUGCUUUAUUUAGAUUUCACGGUUUUGUUACUGUCAGCAAUGCAAACAAUUGCAUCAAACGGUAAGGUGAUGAGAUGCAAAACGAUAUGUCUAUGCAAAAUGUACAAUCUGAUCGAAGCUGAAAACAGGUUUGGAAAUUCAGCAUUAGAUGCACUAUGCUCACGAAACGUUAGUUUCCUGUAAUAAAGUGUCCUAAUAUACUACACUUGAAAAGACAAAAGCAAAAUAGAUGUAUUGUGAAUGAAUAAUGCUAUUUAAAGGCAAGAUGCAGGAAAGCAAGGAAAUACCUUGGUUUGGGAUAGAGCACUGAUGUGCAAAAGACCCACAUGCAGACCCUGAAUUUGAAUUGAUGUUUUGACCCCUACUUCUUGCUUCUUUCAAACUUAUUUUUGAGACCUCUUCCUAUUUAAUGCUGUACAAACAGAUGUUUUGCAUAUGUUGUAUUGUACAAUAAAAAGUGGGAAAAAUCUGGGAUCAUCUUGUUUUAAAAGAAAUAUAUAUGUCUUAAAAAUCUAUCAUUACACUUCAUAGCACUACUUCUUUGUAUGUAGAAACUGUUAAAAAGAGAAUGUGUUGUCAUAUUAAGAGCUAAUUUCACAUAAUGAAAUCAGUCUAAUACCUCUUCACAUACUAGUUUGCCUUUACUUGUCAUUAAGCAGUAUUUCGACAAACAAAGGAUUAUUAAUAUGAUUAGGAUUAUAAUGGUCCACAUACAUACACAUUUCCUGAAGUGUUCUUGAAAAGUGGCAAAAAUAAGAAAAAUGGCCUGGUUAGUUUGGGAAUGCGCUAUUGUUUCUGUUGGAGUAUUUGAUUUCCAUGUGUUUCAUCUAAAAGUGUCCUUUAAUCAAAGUGAAGAUAGUUCUGUGUUGGAACUAUUGUGAUUUAAGCAACAGUAGAUUGCUUCAUUAAAAUCAGCUAGAAAGAGAAAAUUGGCCUUUCAAAUGUAAUACAAUCAGGGAUUUAUAUUUUUUUUUUUCAAUUAAAAUGUAGUGUUUCUACCUUGGAAGGAUUUAGGGUGGUAUGUUCUAAGCAAGUGACUGCAAAACAAGAUUGCUAGACAAAACAAGACUCUAUACUGUUUUUAAUAGAAGACUUUGUUAUUAUGCUUUUACUUUUUUUAUGUGAUACUAUCAGUUCGAGACAACGGAACAGGGUGAAAAUAGAUGGACUUUCCUACUGUUCUAUGUGUCCUGCUUGUUUUAACUUGUACUGUCACGUAACCCGAGUGGCAAUUUUGUCUGCUAAGUACGUUGCUGAUAUACAUAUGAUACACUAAUGUUGGAAUAAUUUUUUUUAAACAUUGCAUUCAGCUAACUUAUAUAUGUACAUUUAAUAAGGUCUAAAUCUGGCAAAUAAAGCAGUGUUUAUUUUUAA